AUGUCUUGGGGGUUGGCAGCGCUGUGUCUCCUCCUCCUGCAUGCCGGAGCUCUGGGGUUUGGGAUCCUGCCAGGAAAGUCUCUGAGUCACCUGGAAAUCACAGAGAGCGCCAUUUUAAAUGUCACCGUGGAGGUGUGCCGCGCUCUGGCCAAGGCAGAGGGGACAAACUUUGAUCCUCCUCCUUACACUGACGGAGCUGUGGCUGUGGCCUGCGGUGCAUCAAAGUCGUCCAAGAGUUUCCGGCGGGCGAUGACCUUCAUCAUUCUGAGGAAUGUACGCGUGGACCUUCGUCAUGCCCUCAAUGCAAGCUUCCACUUCGAUGAAGAAAUGUUUCUUCAGGGAAGGAAAAUCAUCGCUGUGGGAUUACAGGCCGUCAAAGCGAGCAACAAGCAGGAAAACUUUGAGGCGGCGAGGGAGAAAGUUGGAGAGAUACUACAUCCUUUACAGGACUUCUACAGUCACACAAACUGGGUGGAGCUGGGCAACAAACUCCCAAACCCCAAUCUGCUCAGAUCAGACACCAGCAUCGGGAACAUAGCAGAUGAAAGCAGGGCGACGUGCCGCAACUGCGUUGGAGACGACUGCAGGAACAACAUCCUGGAUGACGUCAUCGAGCAGCAAAUUCUGACCUCGGGAUAUUUUGGUAUAGUGCCCAUCACCUCAACCAAACCAAAAGGAAAAUGCAGCCAUGGAGGAGCAGUUGAUCAAACCAGCACCAUCGAGCCGACAGGAGGGAUCAACAAGGACACUUUUGAUGCCAGCCACGGACACCUGCACACCACGGCAGCUAACAUGGCGAUCGCUGCGACCAGUCAGCUGCUGGAGGACGUUCGACGGGCUGCUGGGGACAAACAGUUCCUCCAGAUGGUAGGAAUCUCCAAAGGAUCCAGUAAAGCUCUUUGUUUUGUUGUUGACACCACAAAAAGCAUGAGCGACGACAUCGCAGCAGUGAGGGAGGUCACGGCGUCUAUAAUCGACAGUGAGGUGGGGACAGACAACGAGCCAGCCGUUUACAUCCUGGUACCUUUCAACGAUCCAGAUGUCGGGCCGCUGAUAAAGACAACAGAUCCAAAAAUCUUCAAGUCGGUCAUUGAUAUACUAUCACCAACAGGUGGAGGAGAUGAUGAGGAGCUGAGUCUUUCAGGCCUUCAGUUGGCUUUAUCCAGCGCUCCUUCAAACUCUGAGAUCUUCCUCUUCACCGAUGCUCCUGCUAAAGACAAACAGCUGAAAAACACAGUGAUCGCUCUCAUGGAGCGCACACAGUCAGUGGUGAACUUCAUGAUUUCUGGCUCAACAGUGGUGAAUCGUUUUAGACGAAGUGACCAGACACAAAUCAGGAUUUCAGAAUCAGAUGCCCAAGUGUACAGAGAACUGGCUCAGGUUUCAGGAGGUUUUGUGAUUGAAGUCACAAAGAGUGAGCUCCCUGCAGCCACCAGCAUCGUCACAGAGUCCUCCAGUCCCUCUCUGGUGACCCUUCUGUAUGCAGCCAGGAGCCCAGGAAAGACGGAAACUUUUUCUUUCAUAGUUGAUGAAACAAUAACAAGCCUGACAGUUUACAUGACUGGGAGCUCCAUCGCUUUCACUGUCACCAGCCCAACAGGUGAAUCUCAAAGCAGCGACAGCUCGGGAUCUCUGAUCAGCUCCUCCAGAUUAGUGGGAAACUUCAGGACGCUGCAGCUGAACAAACAGGCCGGACUGUGGGAGAUAAACAUGGUGUCCACUCACCCCUACACUGUGAAGGUCAUAGGUCAGAGUCCUAUUGACUUCCUGUUUGACUUUGUGGUGCCAUCUCAGGGCCCGUUCUCAGGAUAUGAUGUUCUGGAGACACGUCCCCACGUUGGUGUAAACGGCAGCUUACUGGUGUCUUUAUCGGGUAGCGACACAGCGACUGUGACAGAAGUCGAUCUGAUUGAUUCGUCUGAUUCGGAGGUAACUACAGGAACCGUGGAGCCUCAGGGGAAUGGACACUUCUUGGUUCAUUUUGUCAGGAUGCCGUCAGUGGAGUUUGGGGUGCGGGUGAAGGGGCGGGAUGACGGCAGUACCUCCAGUGGUUCAUCAAUAGUCUUUCAAAGGCAGUCAUCCAUCAGCCUCAGAGCCUCUAAUAUGACCAUUUCUGCUGAUACAAACAGCAUCUUGGUACCAGGAACACCGUUCCCUGUGCCCUUCACUGUGAUGACCAACGGAGCAGGAGGAAACUUCACCAUCCGAGCCACCAACAGCCGGAGUUUUGAGUCAACGUCUCCAACCAGUUUAAUCCUGGAAACUGGAAACAGCGCUAAUGGUACAGUGACCCUCUCAGCACCUCGGAGGACCCUGUCUGGCACCGACGUCACCCUCACCAUCGAGGCAGAAGCUCCGGGAGGCGGAGACACAAACUAUGUCGUGCUGCGUUUAACCGUCAUUAACCCGAUAACAGAUUUCAUCCAGCCGGCGUGUCAGCUGAUCAACCUGCAGUCCAACUGUUCUGAGAACUGCAGCGCAGCGAUGUGGGACCUCCGUGUCCGGGUGACCGACGGAGCUCAGGGGACCGGUGUGGACCGCGUCAGCCUCAAACGGGGCACCGGGAAGCUGACCACCAGCCCGGCCGCCGGCAACGAGAACAUCACGAUGGUUUCUUACAUCUCUUCCUGCUGCUCGCCUGACGUGGAGCUGCUGGUCGUGGAUCGAGUCGGGAACGACGACGUCUGUUUCUUCACUUCUCGGGAGGGUUCGCAAUCUGCACAAUCUGAAUCCACAAGAGUCACACAGUCGACUCUUCUCUGCCUCAGCAUCGUGGUGUUAGGGCUCCACGUAUUGACUCAACUCAGCAUCUAAUGACUCCAAGUUACAUAAGUUAAAGAUGCAUUUAUCUGUACUUUUUUUUAUAUUAAUGAUGAAAUGAUGAAUGAUAAUUUAUCAUUGAAUCAACUGACUGUGAGGCCUGAUAAAAACACCCAGCUCUAAUCUGUUUAGCGUGCUUUGACUCUAUGUUUCAGUAUCACUGCACUGUAAUAAUAAUAAUAAUAAUAAUAAAAAUAAAAAACUGUAGUUUUGCAGCUAUAUAGAUAUAUGUCAACUUGUGCAAUAAGUACAUUGCAAUUAUUUCCCCCCAAGGUUGAAAGGGGGUAUCAGUAGAAAACGGCACUUUAAAAUGUAUUAUUUUUUCUUUUUAUUUGUCCCUUUUGUGUUUGUUUCAAUGUUAAGUUUGUUCAAUAAUAAAAAAAAAUCAAUUUUUAAUCUUUUUUUUAAAUUCCACAAGCAAUCUGUUGUAUUUUAACAGUUUAAUUAAACAUCAGAAAGGUGGAACUGAGUACACUUAAUAUCACAUAUUUUCUAAUAACGUGCAGCUGUAUGUUUUCAUUGAAGCUCUGAAAAACCGACUGUACACUCAAACAUUGCCGUUUUAAUAAUAAAAAAUAAGGAUAUUUUGCACUGUA
This is a messenger RNA of Centropristis striata (black sea bass), 3416 nucleotides long. Its product is annotated as von Willebrand factor A domain-containing protein 7-like. The transcript is spliced from 15 exons. NCBI's taxonomy places the organism in Eukaryota, Metazoa, Chordata, Actinopteri, Perciformes, Serranidae. The coding region runs from base 1 to 2814 and encodes 937 amino acids. The record is from RefSeq and is a predicted model, not a curated record.